UUGAACUUGCAUAUAUAACAGUUGAAUCUAAACAUGUUCAUCAUCUGUCUGACACUGUCUCCGCUGCCCGCUAGCUUUGCUAGCCCCUGAUGCGAACCAAAAAGAACUCUUUAAAAUUUAAAGAGCCAUAUAUUCCCCACAACGCCCACCUCAUGCAAGUUAUUUUUUACUCUUAUGAACAGACUCACUGCCGCCAAAAAACAAGAGAAUAUUCCAAUUGUUUCACGACUAAAUUUGGGUGGUUAAUCUGCCAAAAACCAAACUUUUUUGGAAGGCUCUCGGAGAGCGGACAACGAACGCUAAACAACCAUGGUAAAAUGGCCAUUAGUUGUAAUUAUUUAAUUCCCUGAGGGAUGAACAGCUUAUGUUAAUUACAAAGUUUCUCAUCAAGUCAUCGAAAAUCGGAGCUGGGAUCAGUGUAGUCGAUAAGGGCCAUGCAUUUUUGACUUUCGUUUUGCACUGCUUCCGCUUGCCAGCCACCCACCCACCGGGAAUGAUAUAGUACACUCACUGGGAGGGUUCUCUUUGGGGUUCCACGAAUGAUGUGAUCACCCGAGAUGUCGAUUUACAGCCUCAUUAGAACGCCAUUACAAGAUUGGGACCCGGGAGGAGAUUGGUUGCGGACGUUGAAUGCUCUGCCAAUGAACGAAAGCGGGCACUUCCGAUGACUCUCGUCGAACCUGUUCUGCAAAAAUUAAAACUAUCAUAUUAAGGGUUCAUAUCCUAUCUUUGGUCUCCAGGCAGACUCCAUGGGAGCUGUCCUACCUCCAACAGAGUGCACCAUGGCUGUACAGCCUUCUCAUUCGGAGACUGGGGAGAGUGUCAACUUCUUCUAUAAACGGUGAUGCUUUUGUUUUAACCCCCCGAUACCAAUAUUCCUUUGAUAUCACGCAUUAGAGCAAAUACUGUUUUCUUAGUUUCGGCCACCACUUCUGAGUGUCUGUAUUUACAUGGCAGCAGCAAAGCCAUUGCCCCCUGGGAUUUCGGAACCUCUGGCGGUAGACACUAGCAACGACCAUAGCGGAUUUAUAGCAAUCAUUACGGCACUGUUUCUUGGAUAUGCGCUUGUUUCUUUGGGGAUACGUGCAUAUGUCCGGCAUUCUAGACAUGUGGUCAAAACGGAUGAUUAUGUUCUCCUGGUAGCAAUGGUUUUAUUUUGUAUCCAAUCAUCGGUUGUGUUCGUUCAGAUAGGUAAUGGAUGGGGCAAAUCGAGGGAGCUUCUCACACCACGUCCCCAUAUUGCACUGCUCAAGGCAACCUACGCUGCGGAUAUGCUAUACGUACUCACCCAUUGCGUUUCAAAAUGCUCCGCGGCGCUCUUUUACCUUCGGAUAUCUCCAGGUCGUUCCCAUAUCUUCAUGGCGUGGGGAUUGGUUGGCUUGUCAGUGAUCUGGGCAGUGAUAUCUAUGAUUUUAAUAUCAUUAGGUUGCGACCAUUCUCGGCCGUGGACAGAUAUUAGCUCGAAAUGUGCCGGUGUGUUUCCUCGUUGGCAGUUCAUAGGGGCGUUUGAUAUAAUCACCGAGAUUGGCUUAUCAUCUGUACCGUUUUUUCUUGUAGCCGGUAUUCAAAUGCAUGCCAGCAGGAAGAUCGUUGUUGUCCUGGCAUUCAGUUCUCGUCUGCUCGUCACAAUCCCUUCAGCCUUCCACAUACACUAUGUGAAAAGAAUGCUCGACUCCUCCGAUUAUACUCUGGUGGGCAGCUACGCCACAAUAAGCCUGCAGUUAGAAUUGAGUUACGGAAUCAUGGCAAACACGAUCCCCUGCCUCAAGCCCUUUAUGGCCGCAUACGAAGCAACCGGUACACCGUCUUACACAAGCCGCAUCCAUAGCCACGGUAGAAGUCAAAGUAAUAGCGGAAAUAGCAAGGGCACUCGGAGUCGCUACAUUCGCGACAGCACUUUAGCCCUCUCGACGAUCCCAUCAGUCAAAUUUAACAACCGUCGUGUAAGCAAUGCAAGCACAGUGGCCCAGAAAGACGCGCCGCAACCACCACGACCACUGCUACUACAGAAAUAUUCUUCCAGGAACAAGCAAUCGCAAACAUCACGAGCGAAUGCGAUUAGCUACGCUACAAGGUUAGAGCCCGGUAGCCAGGAACUAGCGGGUCCUAGUUUCAGAGAUGACGACAGUAAACGGCUAAUUAUAAAAAAGGAUGUUAAUUGGAAUGUUGAGUGUUCGAAAAGUGCGGAGCGGAAAGUGGAUGGCUCUACACCUGGAACCAACGCAACUUGAUGACUUAAUUUAAACCCAUGUCUUAUCUGUUUUAUUUUAUUUUUUCUAGUUGGAAAAGUCUUCGAAUUCUGGACAUCUUGGCAGAUUUAAUUUUUCAUAUCGUAAAUGUAGGUAACUUAGGAGUCACGAGGGAUGAUGAAAUCUUUCGCUCGGGGAAGAGGAUGGAAAUGUUAAUUGUUUCUCUAGCGUGGCCUUGAAAAGAAUUUAUAUUUUCGUAUAAGCUCAGCAAUCAUCUCCUUCUUUUAACCGAGAUCAAGCAGGUAGAAUGCAUCUCGAAUAACGUCUGGACAACAGCGGAUGAAAUAAGGCCAAAGCGUUCUCUUAAUUAAGCUUAACGGGUCCCACCCAGAACCAAUGUUCGAUCUCACAACUGCCCCACUUAGUUCC
Blastomyces gilchristii SLH14081 is the source of this 2618-nucleotide messenger RNA. RefSeq lists its product as uncharacterized. Bases 951 to 2231 code for a protein of 426 amino acids. The transcript is spliced from 5 exons. NCBI's taxonomy places the organism in Eukaryota, Fungi, Ascomycota, Eurotiomycetes, Onygenales, Ajellomycetaceae. The record is from RefSeq and is a predicted model, not a curated record.